UUAAAAAAUAAAUUGCGCUCGAUCGUUUUCUUUUUUUUUUCUUGGAUCAUGCAGAUUCUGCCGCCCAGGACGUUAUUUGUGUUACUAGCCCACGCACAUGUGUUGUUAUCUCUGAGAAAUUAUGGCGAAGUUCGAACUAAAGCGGACAGCAACAGCAGCGCGUACUCCGGCAGGACUUUCCACGGGUCACUGCGAGAGAGUCACCAAAACAAAGCCCGGGACCGUGCGCUCUUGCCCGGGUACGCCACAGGUGCGUCCUCGGCGGAGCUCCAGGCGAUUAUCAGAGGGACCCUUAACUCCACUCACCCCUGGAAGAGGGUAAUUGCAGGAGAAAUGAGGCGGGUUGGACACAACAAGCGCGAAUAUAAUAGGACUGUGACACCCAUGGAGGAUCCCAACGCCGUCUCUCAUUGGGACCCGACGCGCCACCAUAAUAAGAGGAUAAAGUUGAAUGGCGCUCUCAGUAGUACGGGGACGCCAGCAGGUGGACACUACAAUGCGGCUAAGCCCUCGUCAAUGGGCCGGGGAGACGGAGGAGGAGGAGGGGGGACAGAGGAGGGCGACCGGCACAAGAGAGGCACAAAAGACGAGCAGAAGAAAGCCUGGAAGAGGGGGAGAAACCGGCCGAACAAAAGCUCCGUGGUUUUGGCUCAGCCUCACGAGUCGCCGUGGGAACCCAUCCCCAAACCGGUGGCGCUCACUUCCACCGACAUGCCCUUUGACCUCUUCACCAGGAGGCCCGAGUUCUUCACGUUCAGAGAGGAGAACCCGUGGGACGCCACCCCGAUCACGCCUCCCAGCUCGCAGGACUUCGGGGACGAGAUCAAGAACCCCUUCUACCCGGUGACGAGCGAGACUUACGGCGCGUACGCGAUCACGUGCGUCUCCGGGGUGAUUUUCCUGGUGGGGAUCGCGGGCAACAUCGCCAUCCUGUGCAUCGUGUGCCAGAACUACUACAUGAAGAGCAUCUCCAACUCUCUGCUGGCGAAUCUGGCCGUGUGGGAUUUUGUGCUCAUCUUCUUCUGCCUGCCCAUGGUGGUGUUCCACGAACUCACCAAGUCUUGGCUGCUGGGAGAAUUCACCUGCAAAGUGGUGCCCUAUGUGGAG
Messenger RNA from Stegastes partitus (bicolor damselfish), 1107 nucleotides. RefSeq names its product prosaposin receptor GPR37L1-like. Gene Ontology annotation, cellular component: plasma membrane; signaling receptor complex. Gene Ontology annotation, biological process: positive regulation of MAPK cascade; adenylate cyclase-inhibiting G protein-coupled receptor signaling pathway. The transcript has a single exon. Gene Ontology annotation, molecular function: G protein-coupled peptide receptor activity; prosaposin receptor activity. The record is from RefSeq and is a predicted model, not a curated record. NCBI's taxonomy places the organism in Eukaryota, Metazoa, Chordata, Actinopteri, Pomacentridae. The annotation marks the transcript as partial.